GAGAUUCAAUCGAGUGCUUUCGAUCGAUUCUUUUAAGCGGUGGCGGAAAUCACGACUUCCGUAGCUUGCUUACCUCGGCCUAAAAAGUAAAAACUGACCUUGAUUUCUUGGUGGUGGUUGUGCACAUUGCCUUCUAGGGUAAUUUCGCCAUGGAUGUGAAACCCAAUUUCCCAAUGCAAUUCCAGCAGCAGCUUCCGCAGCUACAACAGCAAUCGGAGCCUCAAGCCGCAGCAACGCCAAGUACAAGCGCCAAUCAGCCGGCGGAGGCGCCGCCGAAGCAGGUGGCGAUGGCCGUGGACAGGCUAGCCCAGGCUGCGCGACUAAUUGCUGAUGUGAGGAUCGGCGCUGACCGGCUCCUGGAGGCGUUGUUCUUCGCCGCCCAGUCUCACCAGAGCGACAAGACCUUGCAGUUUUUGCUCAAGGAAGAUGCUAGCAUGCGCCAGCACCUCCAGGACCUGCGCACUGUUGGAAGGCAGCUAGAGGAAACUGGGGUUCUCAACGAUUCCAUGAAAUCUAGGGGUAACUCUUGGGGUUUGCAUAUACCAUUAGUGUGCCCAGAUGGCGCAGUUGUUGCUUAUGCGUGGAAACGUCAACUAGCUGGGCAGGCUGGUGCAUCUGCCGUGGACAGAACCAGGUUAGCUCUGAAGGCAUUCUCGGAUCAGAAAAGGAGAUUUUUUCCACGCUUUGAUGAUGAAUCGGAAGAUCAAAGUACAGAGCCAGAUUCUAAGAAACCUUGCAGGCCUCAGGCACCGUUAACGAGUCAGCUAGACGAACUUGGAGACUUCAAAUCUCUCGCUGAUGUUCUAGCUCGUGUGGAAAAGGAAGUCCCCAACGUCAAAGUUCUUAUGUACGAACGCCGCGAUUGGUUGAAACGAGCUUCUUCUUUACCGAGUUCAGGAAAUGAGAAGUUAAUUGAAUCAUCUAAAGAGCAUAGUUUUCACAGUUUAAAUAAAAUGCGAGCAGGACCACAGAGUGCAGGUGCCUCUGGAAGGACUUCUGUUAUUGAAAUAUCGUUUCCUUGUACCUUGAGAGCUGUAGUAUCGUUGCAUCCUGCCGGUUCCAUUAAUCCAGAUGCAGUUGCAUUCUUUUCCCCGGAUGAGGUAAGUCCUGUUAACCAGUUGAAUCACUCGUUUGUUCUAGUUGUCGGGUUAAGUUAUGGGCCCUCGUUUAGCAGACAUUCUGCACCUUGCAUCGUCUCGUACUAUUUGUUCUAGAAAAGCAUAGAGAUGUGAGGGUGAUACACAGUAGUUUGGAAGCCCAGAUAGGUUUUGUAAUUAUAUUGUCAAGCUUCAAUCAUGCUACCUGAUUAUUCCUUGAGGCUCUUGCUUCAUUCUUUAUCAACUUGAACUUUUCUAACUCCACGUUGUUGGGGAUUAUUUGCCUUUUGCCAGGGAGGCAGCUACAUGCAUGCCAGAGGUUCUUCCAUCUAUCAUGUCUUUAGACACAUCACGGAGCAUGCCGGUAUAGCUCUGCAGCAUUUUCUUGGAGUCAGGAGCGAAACUGCCUUAUACUUUCUUCUGAACUGGAUAUGCAGCUACCAGACAUUAUUUUCCAAAGUUUGCGGUAAAUGUGGGAAGCUAUUAUCAAUGGAUCGAAAAACAUCGACAAUACUACCUCCAGUCCGUCGUUCUUUCCGACAAUUCUACCCUGUUAGAGAAUCGCCAGCUGAAACCACUUCAUCAACCAAGGACCAAGUUUUCGAGAUCCCGGGAGCUUAUCAUAUCGGAUGCUAUACGGACGAGUUGUAGUUUCGAUUAGGUAUUAUACUAGGACCAAUGCAAAUGUUCAUUUCAUACCCUGAUCCUCCUAUCUUCUUUCCUUGGGAUUUAGUCAUUUUGACCACGAGGACAAAUGUGCAUCUUCUACUUCUAAUUCCAAUAGUUUGCUAGGCAAUGUUCAAACAAACCAUCAGCUGCGGAAAAGUCCACUUGCUGAUUUGGAGCCCUUGACCGUGUUCACAGUGAAGCUCGAAAUAAAAGGAAUUUUAAUCUA
Linum tenue is the source of this 1992-nucleotide messenger RNA. The record is from the annotation of a GenBank genome assembly. Lineage: Eukaryota; Viridiplantae; Streptophyta; Magnoliopsida; Malpighiales; Linaceae.